UCCCGGAUAAAAACCACAAAAAAAAAAAGCAGAAUUAUUUAGAAAAAAACAAAUCUCCGAAGAAGUUAAAAAUUAAGCGCACAAUUCACAAUUGGGUUGGAACUUGGAAGGAAGCAAAAUCAAAUGGAGAAAGUCGAACAGCCACCACAAAACUGGAGCGAAGCCGCGGAGGACCUCGCCGCCGCCGGAGACACCGACGGCGCCAUCGCUUUCAUCGAAUCGGUGAUCUCAAAUCUUGAGCUCCAAACCCUAAAAGACCCUUCCGAUUCCAUCGUCACGCAGCUCCAAUUGGCCUCCGCUCUCACCGAAUUGGCCACACUUUACUCAUCCAAGGGUUUCUCCCUCAAAGCCGAUGAACUUAGAACCCGCGCUUCUCUCAUCAAACAAACGCAACAAAAGUACCUUCUUUGGCUUAAUGAGAAGCAUGCGGAAUUGCCUGCUGAGACUUCCCCUCACAAUGAUUCUUCAGACGAUGAUUGGGAAGCAAUGGCAGAUCGAGAGCCUGAUGAGUUACUGCCCACAGUAUCCUCAGAUUGUAUAGUUGGAGUAUCAAAUCUUAAGUUGGAGAACUCUAAGAGUCCAGCCCCAAAGCGGCGUGGAAGAGGAACAUUUUCUUAUGAAAAACAUGAACUUUAUAGUGAUCAAUUACGUGAUAGCUCAGUCGACGAUGUUGAGGAUGAAGGGAGUCACUGUAGUUCAGAAGAUAAAAAAGUUGUACAGAACGCAAAAUACGGGACUGCACAUGUUCUUGUUUUGGCUGACUUUCCACCAAGUACAAGGACAAUCGAACUGGAGAGGCUUUUUGAGGACUUCAAAGAUCGUGGAUUUGUGAUUCGCUGGGUUAAUGAUACAGUUGCUCUUGCAGUAUUCCAAACACCUUCAGUUGCACUUGAGGCUCGAAAAAGUAUUCGUUGUCCAUUCAAUGUAAGGAUACUUAGUGAAGAUGAUACACUCCUUGGUUCAAUUAAAACUAAAGACUUGGAACCACCACGGCAACGACCAAAAACAUCUGCCCAAGCAGCACAGCGGCUGAUUGCUCAUGGCAUGGGAUUAAAGUUACCGUCGGUAGGAUCUGGGUCCAGAGAACACAGAAAGCAAGAGGAUGCCAGGAGGGACCGCAUUGUUACCAGGCAAAAGUUGAGGGACGAGGCUUGGGGAGAUGACUAGUAUCUUCCACAUAAUGGAAAAAUGGUUAUUGUUUUGUACAACCUGGUUUUUUUUUUUUUGGUUGUCUACGGUAUCUUCCAAUCCGACAGGUCAAGGACUAAUCCAUUGCGGAUUGGAGCUCCAUUUAAGGAUCUGCCGCUGGCCAAUGGGUUACUGCACGCACAAAACGGGAUUCGAACCCCCGACACUUGCUUAAGCGGACGAGUAAGCUGACCACUCGACCUGGUUCCUUGAUAAACUAUUUUUUUCACUACAGAAUGGGCUUGCGCCUUUGUUUGUGGUGCCUGUUUAGAUAUCUAUUAUUGAUUGAUAAAUAAAAUAUUUAUAAAUAAAAAAAAUUCUAGACUUUUCUUCAA
Messenger RNA from Arachis ipaensis, 1523 nucleotides. Lineage: Eukaryota; Viridiplantae; Streptophyta; Magnoliopsida; Fabales; Fabaceae. The record is from RefSeq and is a predicted model, not a curated record.